This is a messenger RNA of Ostrea edulis (European flat oyster), 3015 nucleotides long. RefSeq names its product tryptophan--tRNA ligase, cytoplasmic. Gene Ontology annotation, molecular function: ATP binding; tryptophan-tRNA ligase activity. Gene Ontology annotation, biological process: tryptophanyl-tRNA aminoacylation. The record is from RefSeq and is a predicted model, not a curated record. Lineage: Eukaryota; Metazoa; Mollusca; Bivalvia; Ostreida; Ostreidae. The coding region runs from base 1572 to 2828 and encodes 418 amino acids. The transcript is spliced from 9 exons. Gene Ontology annotation, cellular component: cytoplasm.
UGGCACGCUGUUUUUGGCUAUAAUAGCUCUAAAACUUCAUUGUUAUUUCGGAUUUCAAACAUUUCGGUUGAGCAUCACUGAAGAGACAUUAUUUGUCGAAAUGCGCAUCUGGUGCAUCAAAAUUUGUACCGUAUAAGUUUUACAUAUAUACAAGUACAAGUGCAUAAUAAAUCUUUUAAAAAGAAAACAAUCUUCAUUUAAGCCACAUAAUUUACACACGAAUAAGUCUAUCUUCUUUUCACAUUACAUAUAUUUUGCAUUGUUUAUAGAAAUUAUAAAAUUGAUCACUGUUCGUUAUCUUCACUUUUCAAUGUAUCUAAAAUAUGCGAGCUUCAAAUGCGAAUAUGCAGAUGAAGUAUAUUAUGGUCUUCAUGCAUUAUAUACUAUAUACAAAGAUAUAUAUGAUUACUUAUUAACCAUCACAAUACGAAGCAAUUGAUCGUCUUGAGGACACCAGCGGUCCCUUCUUACGUCUUACCACCCUCCCCCAUCCACCCAUCGACUAAGUUCAAUGAAAACAGUUUCAGUGAUUCUCUAGAAUUCAAAGCAGUAUGAAAAACAAAUUAUUUUUGGUAUAUAUGAAAUAACUUUAAAAUGAAGUAUAGGUUUUUUAUUCGUUCAUACGUAUACAAAGUUAAUAAAUUUACAAACAGGAAUUUUAAUCUUGUUUUAUCAUUUCAACCGAGGAUAUGAGAACGAUGAAAUGAUUAUAAUUUUUAAUAGCAAACACUCAGACCGAACAUUUUUUGUCAUUUUUUUUAAAUUGAAGAAUACAUGUACUCCCGAUAUAAGUCCCGACUUCCAUGAGUCCUGAAUCUAGCCCAAAAUAAUUCUCAAAUAUGUUGCCUUUUUGUAUUAGGUCUAUAGAAAACAAAUAUGCUUCAAGUUGUAAUGCAUGUUUAAAUGCACCAUGUCUACUAAAUUUAAGAAAUAAUUUGUUUUCACUGCACAAUACAGCUUAUUCCAAGAGGCGACUAAACUGGGCAGUCCUUCGAAUGAGACCAAAAUAAUCGAGGCCCCAUGUCACAGCAGUUUGGUACCAUAAAGAUCCCUACCUCAUCAAAAGCCGUAAGCACCGAGCAUAAGCAUAGAUUUUGCAGCCUUUUGUCGGCAAUGAUGACGUCUCCAUAUUAGUGAAAACAUCUCGAGGGGACGUUAAACAAUAUCAAACCAAUCAACUGCGCAAUACUUACUAAUACUGUCUUGAACCAAACCCAACCUUCAUUUCAAAUUUUAUUUUAAACUUAUUUUUUCUUCUUCGAAUAAUGACACUUAAGACGGUUCAGAUAGAAUCGGCGCCUGGCUUAUUCAUGAAUUCAAUAUGAUCAAAAACGGUGACAGAAAACUUACUUUAUAUCUAUAAAGAAUAUGUAGCACAUGUAAAAAUUAAAACAUUUAAAAAAUGAUAUAUAUGCACUGAAAGAUUCAAUUACCUGCAAGAGAUUCAGGCAACUGAUCACGCGCACAGUCCCUGAUUUCUGUCGAUUACUGGCAAAAAAGAAUAAGGAAGAAUAUUUAUUGAGAAACAGAGGUUCUCGGAGAGAAGACUACCAAAAGGAUUUCAGCCGAAAAUGUCGGAUCCUAAAGAAAUGGAGAAGAUGUCCUUAAAAGACGAUGAUCCAGCUGGGGAUGACGAGGAGGAGGAUGUUGUGAAUCCUUGGGAGGUUUCUACACAGUCUGCCAAAGGAGUAGACUAUGAUAAGCUCAUCAGGAAGUUUGGAAGCACUAAAAUUGACGAUGCCUUGAUACAUAGAAUAGAAAAAGUCACAGGAAAGCCUGUCCACCAUCUUCUUCGGAGGGGCAUUUUCUUCUCGCAGAGGGACAUGGAAAUGAUAUUGGAUGCCUAUGAACAACGGAAACCAUUCUACCUAUACACAGGGAGAGGACCAUCUUCUGAAGCCAUGCACAUGGGACAUCUUAUUCCAUUCAUAUUUACUAAGUGGCUGCAAGAUACUUUUGAUGUCCCACUGGUCAUCCAAUUGACCGACGAUGAAAAGUUUUUGUGGAAAGACCUAACACUAGAACAAACCAACCACUUGGCCUUUGAGAAUGCGAAGGACAUCAUAGCUUGUGGUUUUGACAAGGAGAAGACAUUCAUCUUCAGCGAUCUAGACUUUUUAACGAACAGCCCGGCAUUUUAUAGAACUAUAUGCCGAAUCCAAAAGCUUGUGACAUAUAAUCAGGUGAAGGGCAUCUUCGGAUUCUCGGACAGCGACAGUAUCGGAAAAAUCAGCUUUCCCGCCAUUCAGGCCGCUCCCAGCUUCAGUUGUAUGUUUCCGGAAAUAUUUAAUGGGAGAUCUGAUAUCCCUUGUUUCAUUCCAUGUGCAAUAGAUCAGGAUCCCUAUUUCCGAAUGACCAGAGACGUGGCGCCCCGGAUGGGAUGUCUAAAGCCUGCCCUCAUUCACUCUACAUUUUUUCCAGCCCUACAAGGGGCACAAACCAAGAUGAGUGCCAGUGACCCAAAUUCAUCGAUAUUUGUCACAGAUACAGACCAACAGAUCAAAGAUAAGAUUAAUAAAUACGCCUUCUCUGGAGGUGGCGCUACCGUAGAGGAGCACAAACUGAAGGGGGGGAACUGUGAUGUAGACGUUUCAUACCAAUAUCUAACAUUCUUCAUGGAAGACGACAAACGGCUAGAAGAAAUACGAAAGACAUACACCAGCGGGGAGUUGAUGACUGGAUCCUUAAAGAAGGAACUCGUGGAGAUUUUACAGAAAUUGGUCGGUGAACAUCGUAAACGGCGGGAGGAUGUGACUGAUGAUCUUGUCAGACAAUUCAUGAAACCCAGAAAAUUAAAAUUUGACUAUCCCAAUCCUGAUAAUAUGUAGUCAGGAAAAGCAAAAACUGGAGUAUCCUCCACUAGAUGUUAUGCAAUAUAAAUGAAAAAUGACGUUCACUGAACCAACAAGAACUGGGAUAUACUGGAAUACUGUAAAAGUUGAACAAUCUCUGCACUGUCAAUCGCAAAAUGCAUGCGCACGCUUUGAAAUAGUCUAAUAAAACAGUUAAUGUACA